This is a messenger RNA of Sabethes cyaneus, 1773 nucleotides long. RefSeq names its product PAX-interacting protein 1-like. Gene Ontology annotation, molecular function: structural constituent of chitin-based larval cuticle. Lineage: Eukaryota; Metazoa; Arthropoda; Insecta; Diptera; Culicidae. Bases 52 to 1773 code for a protein of 573 amino acids. Gene Ontology annotation, cellular component: chitin-based extracellular matrix. The transcript is spliced from 2 exons. The record is from RefSeq and is a predicted model, not a curated record.
AAUUUUGCACGAGAAGUAAAAAUCUUACCAAGUGAUUACAGAAAAAUCGGAAUGCGGCUUCAGAAGACGUGGUUGCUGGUGGCCGGCUUAGCCGUCCUGCUGGCAUGUUUGGCGGAGGCCCAGCAGCCUCGUAGACUACGGGUACGUCCGCGGGUGUUGCAGCAGGAGAACAGUGGCGAGCUGGUGGACAGCGCGGAGGAUGUGCAGGACAACCGGGCUCAGCAAGCGAUCCAGUACUAUCGGGCGCAAGCCCGCGAAGAUGACGAAGAUCCUCGCCAGCUGGUUUUGGUAGCCAGCGAGGACGACUACAACGGUCAGUACGGUACACCCGCUCCGCGGGCACGUGCCGAUACCUACCGACCGGCAGUGAAGGUCACCACGGCCGCUCCGGUGGCUCCUCGCCAUAAGGUUCAAGAAGCACGCCCCCCACCGGUGCAAACCAUUCGCAAUUACAACAAAGUCAACGAUGACGGUUCAUUUACCUUCGGUUAUGAAGCUGCUGACGGGUCGUUCAAGGAGGAAACCCGUGGCACGGAUUGUGUCGUCCGUGGAAAGUACGGUUAUAUCGAUCCGGACGGUAACAAACGUGAGUUUACCUACGUGUCGGGAAAUCCUUGCGAUCCAAAUAACCCUGAAGGUAGCGAAGAAGAGGAGGAAAAGUCUGAAGAAGAGUCCAACGAGAACGUUCCUCAGAAUUACCCCAGAAGACCAUCCGCUCCACGACCGAUUCCAACGCGUCCAGCUCACACGACUCCUCGUCCAACCACCACCGUCUUCCAGAACACCUACAACAACGGCUACAACAAUCAGGAAGAAUCCGAGGAGGAAGUCCAAAUCGGUCAACGCGUUCGUCCAGCUGCUCGUCCAUUCACCAACCAACAACAUCAGCAAACCGUGACGCAGCGUCCACGAGUUCAGGUCGUGAGCACAACUCCGAACACCGUCUACCACACGCCAACCCAAUCCAUUCCGGUGAACAUCACCCCCAAGACGGUCUACCGGCUACAGCCUCAGAACACCCUUCAAACUCAACCUCCACCAACGACCUACCGUCCGGAUACAACCACCCCGGUGAGCGGCUUCUUCUCAACCACCAAGAACAGUGGCAUCCUCGGCGGAACACGACAGCCGCUAGACUUCGACGCCGAGUUCAAGAAGUUCCAGCAGGACAGCAAGAUCCCAUCGACCACCCCAUCGAAACCGGUUUCGUCCUCCACGGCCAAACAGGUCACCAACAACCCGAUCUACCAAACGCAGCUGGUGUACGACCCGCAAACCGGCCACUACGACACGGCUCUCUACCAGCAACUGCCGCAAAGCGACGGUGACUUCCAGCUGAACCACCGCAUUCAGCCGUUCGUUCAGCACCCCAUCCAGCAUCACCACCAGCCCGCCCCGCAGCUGGUCAGCCUGCAGCACCUCCAGCAGCAAAGCCCGCUGUACCGCCAGCAGCAGUCCCAGCCGCAGCCCCAACCCGCCCCCGCUCAGGUUCAAAUCCCCCAGCAGAUCUACCAGAAGCAGCAGAACGAACUGCAGUUCAUCAACAGCCAGCAGCUGUUCGCUCAGCAGCUCGAACUGCAACAGAACCAGCUGCGUGCCGACCGGCUGGAAGCCGCCAAGAAGUCCCAAGUCCCGCAGCAUCGCUUCCAGGCAUCCACCCCGCAGAUCCAGCGCGUCCCGCAGCCCCAGCAGCAGUACUACUUCGUCCAGCCGCAGGGCCAUUCCAGCGGACAGAUCGACGCCUUCCUGAGGGGUCACAACAUCGAAUACUGA